AUAACGUUAAAUAUUUUGUGGAGGAGUUCUAAUUUCUCCUAUCAUUUCUCUCUUUUUAUCUUAAAAUAAAUUUCUCCACUCUUUCCUCCGGAGAUUAAACCAACUCUCUCCCCUCUCAAAUUCAUCACAAUUAUCUGCUCCAAAAAUCCCAUUUCCCCAUGUCCAAAACACCAUAAAACUAACCCUUUUCAUCACCCUCUUCAAUUAAUUUCUCUUCUGUCAUAAUAAUAAUAUUUCCAUGGCCAGCAAUAGUAACGUACUCACAAGUCUACAGAGAAAACCGACCAAAAAGACAAGCGCUAAUAACAAGACCAAGAAAACCAGGCCUGUUAAAGUUGUUUACAUCUCAAACCCAAUGAAGAUCAAAACCAGCGCAUCAGAAUUCAGGGCCUUGGUCCAAGAGCUCACCGGCCAAGACGCCGAGUUCCCCGACCCCACCAAGUUUCUGGCCACCAACGGUGAAGAUCAAGUGGGUGUUGAUUCAACGGUCAAGAUUGGAGGAGACCAUAGCAAUAGCCAAGAACAGGGCGCCACGGAGAGUAAUAAUUCUAGUACUACUACUACUUCGAGGUAUGAGGCGUUAGACGACGACGUUUUCAUGCCGCAGAUGAUGGAGAGCUUUGAGGCCGGGAUUUUCCCGUCAAGUGCUACUGCUAGUGUGUGGUAUGAUUCUGCUAAUUAUCAUCAAGUUCAUGAUGUGAUUAGAAGCCUUGAUGCAAUGUAAAAUGAAAUUUUAAGGCGAAAAAAAAAAAAAAAAGAAAAACAAUCUACUGUGGUAAGGCUCAUGUUUGAUCUCUCUGCUACUCCAUGUAUAAUGUUUGACAAACAUAGACGCGAGGUCUUUAACCAUUAUGUCGUUUGAUGAUCAUUUCUUUUCUUUGUCUUUUCUGAUCUUCUUUUUAGUACUUUUAAAUCUACAGUACUAGACCAGACGAAUCGUGUGUAUAAUUUGUGCCAUAUAGCUUUCUUGGAUCUCCCUAUUCGUGGAUUUAAUAGAUAGAUGUAUUGAUCUCUUGUUGAA
Molecule: messenger RNA, 1021 nt
Organism: Morus notabilis
Lineage: Eukaryota; Viridiplantae; Streptophyta; Magnoliopsida; Rosales; Moraceae
Product: sigma factor binding protein 1, chloroplastic
Exons: 1
Coding region: 239-724 (161 amino acids)
Source: RefSeq, a predicted model, not a curated record